Messenger RNA from Onychostoma macrolepis, 1060 nucleotides. RefSeq names its product fish-egg lectin. Lineage: Eukaryota; Metazoa; Chordata; Actinopteri; Cypriniformes; Cyprinidae. The record is from RefSeq and is a predicted model, not a curated record. The coding region runs from base 145 to 915 and encodes 256 amino acids. The transcript is spliced from 6 exons.
UUUGGGCUUUAUAAGCUCUUCCAGAACAGCAUUUACACACACACACUGAAUGCAAGUUUCUACCUGCAGAGGAGAAUCCACACUAACUGCUGAAUCCUGACCUAACAAGAUAAGGUUCAAAGCAACAAACUCUGUCGUGGAGCAAUGAAGGUUUAUCAGAGCAUCCUACUACUCUUCUGUUGCCAGUUUCUUAUCACUCUGGCUUUAGACUGUACCGUCAUGAGCGGUAACCUGAAGCAGAUAGAUGCUGGGUCGGGCUCAGUGGUUGGAGUGAACGCUCGAAAUGAAAUAUUUGUCCUGAUUGAUAAUGUCUUCACAAAGAUCAGCGGGUCUUUAAAGCACUUCAGUGUUGGUCCUGCUGGUCAGCUGGGGGUGAAUUCAGCAAACAACAUCUUCAAGUAUCAGAGUGGUUCCUUCGUUCAGAUUCCAGGGCUUCUCAAACAGGUGGAUGCUGGAGGUGAUCAGAUCAUUGCAGGUGUCAAUAUGAAUGAUGAUAUAUAUUGCUUAAAUAUGGAUGCUAACAACAACUGGCCAUCCAGCACUACUCCAUGGGUUAAUCUUAAUGGAAAGCUGAAGUAUUACAGCUGUGGCCCAUACAGCUGUUGGGGAGUGAGCAGCAAUGACCAAAUCUACAUCAUGAGGGAUGUGUCUAAUAAUGCCUGUUCUGGGUCCGGCAGCUUUGUGAAUAUUCCUGGACUUCUGUCCAUGAUUGAAGUAGCAACUGAUGGCAGUGUCUUUGGUGUCAACUAUCAAGGGAACUUAUACCAAAGAAUUGGUGUCACUCGCUCCAACCCUUCUGGCACAGACUGGCAAGCAAUGGUUGCUUGUCCCAACGGCCACAAACACGUCAGCUUUGACCUGGGAGUGCUGUGGGUUGUGUGUGUUGAUGGCUCCAUCCGUAAAUGUACUUUAUAGUCUAUCACUUUAACGACAGAGGAGCUCAAUCAUUGAAAAAAUCCUCAAAAUAAUCAGUCAUUGUUAAUAGAAAACUGAAAGCCUGAUUGUACUUUCUUUUCUUCUUUUUCUUGCCAUUGAAUGAAUAAAGCAUUAUGAAAGCAUC